Molecule: messenger RNA, 237 nt
Organism: Funneliformis mosseae
Lineage: Eukaryota; Fungi; Glomeromycota; Glomeromycetes; Glomerales; Glomeraceae
Source: the annotation of a GenBank genome assembly
AUGGGUAAUUAUGAAGAUCGCAAAAAGAAUGGAGAUCCUAUUCUUAACAAUAAUUUAGCACGGGAUGAGACACUUUAUUACAGGAAUGAAAAACCUGGAUACAACUUUGAUAAAUCAUGGUUAUUUUAUCCAGAUGUCUACUGGGUAACUCAUUGGGAGAGCAACAAACUUAAAAGUGGGAAAGAUCCACUUCCCGACGAUUAUGAUUUGUGGGUGCAUGUGUACGAUGCUCCGUAA